CCCGCGAUGCCGUUGGUCCAACCGCCGGCGCGCGCUCGCGCCGCGAGCCCGGACAAACGCUUGGGAACGGUCGGCAUCGCGGAGGGAGGGAGUGCGUGCGGACCUUCGGCCAGGCGCUUCCCAUCAUGCCUCGGCCGGCCCAGCAUAACCACCGUGGUUCGGGGGGUAAGUGGUAACGCAGUUACUGUGAAAUAUCACCUCAGUCUGCCGCAACUCUCCUCCACUGGGGCGGCUUGGCUUUCAUCGGUCGCUCUCCCCGCCGCCUGCGCCCAAGAAACAAAGAUAGAGUCUGCUUUUGAAUCUCCAAUGUGUCAACAGUUAUAUCAACAUACAACUUUAUCCCAGACACUGCAGCCUUUUUCUAUCCAGCCUCUGCUUUCAAAGCGAUCCCAGAACCUUCAGUCAAUCUCGCCUGCAAUGAUGCCACCAUCCUCACAAUUGUUACCUACAAAGAUGUUUAAACCAUCUCAGUCAGAGAUUGAUCUUUUAUCACAAGAAAAAGCACCAUCUUUUGAUGCAGACCAAGAUCCUGUUUUAGCAGAUCUCUGUAGACCACUACAUUGUAAACUGUGCAAUGUGUCUCUCAAUUCAACCCAGCAAGCACAGGCACAUUACCAGGGUAAAAACCACUCAAAGAAACUUCGUAAUUAUUAUGCUGGACAUCAGUGUGUGUCUACUUCCAAAGUGACUCAUCCUGUAGAUCAGCCAGCCACACAGCUUCAUCUUCCAGCAUCCCAGUCAGGGUCCUCCAAGACGGCAGGUCGAGUGAUUCUGGCCACAGCAAAUGAUUACUGUAAACUCUGUGAUGCCUCUUUUAGCUCCCCUGCUGUGGCACAAGCACAUUAUCAAGGAAAGAAUCAUGCCAAGAGACUGCGGCUGGCUGAAGCUCAGAAAUCCAAUUCAAUUUCAGAAGCAACAGAGCUCACAAAGAGGAGGCAAAGGAAAGAAGGGAAUGCAUUUAAAGUGGUGCCAAAUCAUCGCAAUCUACAUGGAGUUCAAAAUACUCUAGGUCCUUAUUUUAAUCCACGUUCCCGGCAGCGAAUUCCACGUGACCUAGCAAUGUGCGUGACACCAAGUGGACAGUUCUAUUGUUCUAUGUGUAAUAUUGGAGCCAGUGAGGAACCAGAAUUUCGGUUGCACCUUGAAAGCAAAUUGCAUAAGUGCAAAGUAUCAGAACAGCGAUACCGCAAUGAGAUGGAAAAUCUUGGAUAUGUAUGAAGGUUUGAAAAUACAUGCAUCUUAUAACUUUAGGAGAAUGCUUAUAAUUGUCAAGAUAAAUUCAAAAUAUCUAUACAGAAUGUUAAAACUUAAAGAAAUUAUUGAGGCCAUUUUAAUUGUACAAUGUUCUGUUGUUUAACGUCAAAGUGUAUUUUAUGUUUGCUUAAUAUUUUAUUUAAUUUUACUAGUGUAUAGAAGACAUCAGUUAAUUGUUUUAUUAUUUUUUUUUGUCCCUUAAAGGGAAUGUGCAACUGGUCAUAUGAUGCUUUUACAAAUGAUUUGGAAGUGUUUGAGUGAUUUAAUAUUUGUUUUCCUUCUACAAUUUUUCCAACAAAAUGUUCCUUUUAUGUAAUUUUAAUGUCAUUCUAAUUUAGUCUCUUUUAAUAUAUUUCUUUUUGUUUUGUAAUAUAUCAUGGUCUUCUGAAGUCAGGCCAGAAGGUGAUAUUCUAAUAAAUGGUCAACUUUGAUCAUUCCUUUAUUGUUGACUAUCUUUACAAAGAAAAUCUCACCAUCAGGCUCUCUGUAGAAUAAUCAUAAAAUUGAAAAAUAGCAUAACAGGUUAAUGUUCAUUUACAUUUUUAGGAUGCCUUUAUUUCAGAUACUGACCUGGAGGAGUUAAUGAGCUUAAUGAUGUGAUGUUACUAAUCAGCAAAGGUUGAAGCUAUCCUGUACUUCUGUAUAAAAUGCAGGGCAUACAUACAUGUACAAUAUUUCAAAGUGAGCUCCCUCAGAAUUGGGCUCAUUAUUUUAGCCACCACUGGCAUUGUCAGCAUGAACUGUUUAAGUAGUCAACAACAGAAAAAUUUAGGGAUGUUAUUGCUGUGUUAAUCUUGUGACUUGAAAUAACAUUUAAAAAAAAUCCUAAUGGUGAUAUUCCCCUUUUAACAAUUGUUUCACAUGACCAAAAUCUUACAAAAAUAAUCCACUGAAGAGUAAUUUAAAAAGCUCAAAAAUGUGGAAAAAUCAAAUGCUAGCCUUUUGCAAAUUGAUCAAAAUGAGUUUCAGAAUUUGAUGGAUAAAAUCUAUUCAAGAUCUCAAAUAAAUGACUUGUCAUCAGUUUGUCAGAGCUCAGAUUAAUUACAAAUAAAUACGUAAAUUACAUGGUGGAAAAUAGUAAAAAUUGAUACAUCUGUAUAGACAUUGAGUUAAGGAGUACAUUUGCACAUGGUAUACUGUAUAUGUUCCAUUUCAAUGAUGGAAAAAGGUUACUUUCAUGAUUUCCAUACUGGUUCUAUGUUCUAUAAACUCACAUCCCUUUUCACUUGGCUGCCAAGACUACCUUUAAGAACAGUUGGCAAGGGAUCUUUUUAUUAAAUGCUAGCGUUUAAUGAAUAUUCUUUAUCAAAUUAUAGUUUAUUUUUUAUAAUAUUUUAUGGAUGUAAAAUUGUACUGAAAUUUUCUAUCAUUAUGCUCAUUGUUAUAUUUUUCUCUGUGCUGGAUUUGAUGUGAAAGAUGACUAUCUGUUUUGUGUCUAUGAUAUAAAAUCUAUUCAAAUUGAGCCUUUCAGGUUUACAUGAUAGAUGUUGAUAUUAAGUGCAUUUAUAAAUUUGUGGCUCAGACCAUGACUGCUGCAUUAUUGUACUUGCUUGGUAUCUUAAUUGUAGCCAAUGGUACAAUCUGUUUGAUGACAUUUCCAUUGCAAAUAUAGAUUCACUUCAGACCCCUAUUUUUAAUGUUUCAUCUCACAAUUUAACAAGAAUAGUUACAAAAUUCCACAUAUAAUGUGCAUAAAUUUAACAGUACUCGCAUUUUACUGUCAUGUUGAAAUGAAUAAAAUAUAACUUUUUAUUUCAGAGUGUAAACAUGAUAAAUCAUAAUGGAUUAAUUAACUGAAUUCAUCUGCAAGAAUGCAUUACCUGAACGUACCUUUGUCUUUUGUUUUUAUUUUGCACAACCUUAUGCAUGUACUUUCUGUAAACUUGUGGAAUAAAAUAAUUUUAAUUUUU
Molecule: messenger RNA, 3164 nt
Organism: Pristis pectinata (smalltooth sawfish)
Lineage: Eukaryota; Metazoa; Chordata; Chondrichthyes; Rhinopristiformes; Pristidae
Gene: zmat3
Product: zinc finger, matrin-type 3
Exons: 6
Coding region: 7-1218 (403 amino acids)
Molecular function (GO): nucleic acid binding; zinc ion binding
Source: RefSeq, a predicted model, not a curated record